AUUGUGGGUACUGACGUAGAGGAAGCUGUGAGAGAUUUUUUCUCUGGCCACCAGAUGCCAGAAUCCUUCACGUCAACCUUUAUCAUAUUGAUCCCGAAGACAUCGGGACCUAGUUUUUGGUCUGACUAUAGACCUAUCAGCUUAUGCAACGUGACUAACAAGAUCAUUUCUAAAAUCCUCAACAGUCGCCUCGCCCCUCUCCUCCCCCACCUUGUCUCUCCGAACCAGAGUGGAUUUAUCAAGGAUCGAGUCAUUAGUGAUAAUAUCCUUCUGGCUCAGGAGAUGAUACACGACAUCUCUCAUGCGAAUCGAAAACGAACCCCGAACCUCGUGCUGAAGCUAGACAUGGCCAAAGCAUACGAUAGGGUCGAGUGGUCGUUUCUCAGAAAGGUACUAUUUUGGAUGGGAUUUCCUAACCAUUGGAUUAACUUUGUGGAGGCAUGUGUGGAGCACUGCACAUUCUCCGUCUUGAUUAAUGGUAGACCCAUGACCUUUUUCCCUUCUACCCGCGGCCUUCGUCAAGGGGACCCCUUAUCCCCCUCCCU
This is a messenger RNA of Striga hermonthica, 545 nucleotides long. NCBI's taxonomy places the organism in Eukaryota, Viridiplantae, Streptophyta, Magnoliopsida, Lamiales, Orobanchaceae. The record is from the annotation of a GenBank genome assembly.